CACAGAGAGGAGCAGUCUCUGUCCACUGCCCUCUGGCCUCACCUCCUUGGGGUGAUGACAGGUGGGAUAGGUAUUGUGAGAGGGCGGCAUGGGCCAGCAGGAGCCCAGAGGAAGACAAGGAAAGCUUGCGGAAGAAGCAACCUCUGAACUGACACUUGCAGAUCUUAAGUUCAACAAGCAGCAUUGGGGAGGAAUGUUCUCGGUGGAGGGAGCAACAUAUGCGACGCUAAAGCGUGUGAGAGCUGGGACCCACAGAAUGGGAGCGAGACCCUGGCUCCAGAGAGGAGGUGGCCAGGCCCUGUAAGGUCCCCCAGCCUCCUCUGUGACGCCCCCGAGGAGCUGCCCCACCCCCAGUCUCUGGAGUGGAAAGGGGGCGAUGCUGGAGCCGCCUAGGGCGACGGGAAGACAAGCCCGCCACGCGCCAAUCGGUGCUGGCUCGAGCGGGUCAAGGUCAGCCCGGGGCCGCAGCGUUGUCCGCAGCAACCAACAACUCGGGGUCGCCUGGGCAACUGCCGCCCGGGCAACUGCCGCCCGGGAGGCUCUCUAUUGGCUGCAGCGGGCGCCUGUUCGCCAUGCAUCGCAUCCGAUAGGCCGAUGCACCGGAGGGUCCGCCCACAUCCCCUGGCCGCGCUCCCGAUGCAGCCCUCGCAGUCCCGGCCUCGGUGUCCGCGAGUGCAGAGUGGAAGUAACCCUGAGGGGUCCCUGCGAGGGGCCUGGAGAGAAAGAAGAGCUGGAGGAAGGGGCGGCGGCGGCCGCUGGGCGUCCUGCAGGGGUCCCGGAGGCCCAGAAGGGUUCGGACGCGGAUUCGAACUCCGACCAGGAGAAAGAAGGCACCCAUAAGCUUGGAGAACUGGGCAAGGACACCCUCUACCUGAGGUCUUGCUGGGCCCACAGCGUCGUGCCUGCUUCCUGCUUUCUGCGCCAAGGGAGCACCCCAGAGCUCAACCUGCAGCACUGUGGCCUGGGGCCCCAGGCUGCCCAGGCUCUGGCUUCUGUGUUGACCUCCAAUCCCUACAUCAAGCGGCUGGAACUUCAGGACAGUGGGCUCUGUGGGGCCGGCACAGAGGCCCUGGCAGGUGCUCUGCGCAAAAGCAGUAUCUGUGAUGUGGACCUGUCGGAGAACCAGCUGGGAGCGGUGGGAUCCUGGGCUGUCUGUGCCGCCCUGGCGGUGAACCCGGCUGUGCAGAAGGCACAGCUGGCAGGGAAUGGCCUGGAGGAGCAGGUGGCCCAGUACCUUGCUGAACUCCUGCUGGCCCACACAGGCCUGAAACCCCUGGACCUGAGCUAUAACCAGCUGAAUGACCAAGCAGGGGAGAUGCUUGGACCAGCCCUGGCAGAAAAAGGACUCACUGAGCUUAACAUAAGCUGGAAUCACCUGCGAGGCCCAGGAACUGUAGCCUUCGCCAGGGGACUAGAGGCAAACAUCUUCCCGAAGGUCUUGGACAUCUUGUAUAAUGGCUGUGGGGAUCCGGGAGCCUCCGUGCUGGGGGGGCUCAAGACCAACAACAUGUUGGAGGAGGUCUACAUGAGCAACAACCGCAUCUCUGCAGUGGGAGCCCUGAGCCUGGGCCUGCAGGUCAACCAGACACUGAGGAUUCCUGCUGUGUCCAGGAAUCCCAUGCGAAGUGAAGGCUGCUUUGGUGUUCUCAGGUCUGUCCAGGCUAAUCCACUGUCUGCCCUAGAGCUGCUGGAUUUUUCUGAUAUCCAUGUGAACAGAGAGUUUGAUGACCUCACCAGCUCAGUGAAGGUCAUUCUUCCAGGGCUUUACAUAACUGCCCACAGAGUGGAGUACAAAAAAGAAUUCCUGCCCGUCUUCAGACCGUCUCAAUGACUAUGUUGUAUGGUUUCUUCAUCUCUCCCAUUGGCCACUUCAACUUUGAGAUGCCUUUCAACACAUGAGUCUGCACCAAGUCCCCAGGUCAACUGGGUGGCAAGUCCUACAGAGCCGGCCUUCAUAGUGACUCAGACACUGGUACUAAUCGGGGCCUUCCUUUGCUCUCACUCAUUCGUGUAACACGAACUUGUAUUAUAUGUUGCACACUGAGCUGGGCAUGGGGUCAAAGAUGCCCAAACAAGACCCUGCCCUGGAGACCUUUGGACACAAUUAAAAUAUAAGGUGGUCUGCAACUGGCAUUCUCAAAGUCAACUUGGGAGAAGGCAAAUGGACACAGCUUUUUUGGAAGGCAAUUCAUCAUCAUGCACCAAGAGCCUUAAAAUUGCCUGUCCUGCGAUCCAAAGUUCUGACUAAUCUGCUCCACAGAAAUCACCAGAGAUGCAUGGAAAACCGUAUGCCCAAAGAUGCACAUGCAAAUGCUGUUUAUGAUAUGAAAAUUGAAAAUAAUCUAAAUGCCCAAUAACAGGGGAUUGGUUUACUACAAUUUGGAAUUCUGUAAACAUUAAAAGUCAAGUGUUUGAAGAACA
This is a messenger RNA of Lagenorhynchus albirostris (white-beaked dolphin), 2421 nucleotides long. RefSeq names its product leucine rich repeat containing 74B (gene LRRC74B). The record is from RefSeq and is a predicted model, not a curated record. Gene Ontology annotation, molecular function: protein binding. NCBI's taxonomy places the organism in Eukaryota, Metazoa, Chordata, Mammalia, Artiodactyla, Delphinidae.